Trypanosoma brucei brucei TREU927 is the source of this 540-nucleotide messenger RNA. Its product is annotated as calcineurin B subunit, putative. NCBI's taxonomy places the organism in Eukaryota, Euglenozoa, Kinetoplastea, Trypanosomatida, Trypanosomatidae. Gene Ontology annotation, molecular function: calcium ion binding. The transcript has a single exon. The coding region runs from base 1 to 540 and encodes 179 amino acids. The record is from RefSeq and is a predicted model, not a curated record.
AUGGAAGUUGCUGCGGUUGCGAGUGCUCCCUCGGCUGAGGAAGUGAGCGAACUGAGGAAGCAUACGCGUCUGUCAGAGGCUCAAAUCACUCGACUGCAUGAGCGUUUCACGGCACUUGACCGGUGUGGAAAAGGUUUGAUUUCCCCGAGUGAUUUUCAGUCAAUAGCAUCCGUGGCGUCCAACCCUCUUCUUAGUCGAGUGCUUACUGUGGUUAGCAGUAGUGGUGAUGGAAACAUUAGUUUUGUUGAUUUUGCGAAGGCAUUCGCUGUUUUUCUCCCACAGACCGAUAGGCAGGAAAAGCUGCGCUUUACGUAUAUGAUGUAUGAUAUCGACGGUGAUGGCAAAAUCAGUAACAGCGAUCUCAUGGAGGCUCUCAAAAUGAUGGUAGGCCCGAACUUAACAGAUGUGCAGCUGCAACAGAUAGUAGACAAAACAUUUAUUGAGGUGGACUUCAACCGGGACGGUUUUAUCACGUUUAGUGAUUUUGAGAAGCUUUCACUUCCCAUCAGUCUGGAUAAUGCCCAUGUUCUGCAGUUUUAA